AUGGGUUCGACAGACAACAACGGCUGUGAGCCGAUCCCACAACCACCACAGCAUCUCUACGGCCUGCUGGGGAACCUUCCAGACAUCGACCCUGCCUUUCCCAUCAAAGAGGUAUGGCGGCUGGCGCAGCUCUACGGCCCCAUCAUGAGACUGAACUUGAACGGCGAUCACAUUUACGUCUCCAGUCGGGAGCUUGUCAACGAAGUAUGUGACGAGAAGAGAUUCCACAAACACAUUGGCCAAGUGCUCAAGGAGGUGAGAGCUCUCUUGGGAGAUGGCCUCUUCACUGCAUUUCCCAAGGAACCGAACUGGGGCAGAGCACACAGAAUGCUCGUACCGGCCUUUGGACCGAUUGGCAUUCGCAAGAUGUUCGAUGGUAUGCAAGACAUCGCCAGUCAAAUGGUCCUACGAUGGGAUCGAUUGGGCCCUGAGCACGAGAUUGAUUGCGGCGAUGACCUCACGAGACUCGCCUUCGACACAAUCGGACUGUGUGCCUUCUCAUACCGCUUUAACGAGUUCUACACCGACAACGCCCACCCAUUCGCCCAGCAAAUGGCCGACGUGCUCGUAGAAUCAGGCAAGAAAGCCAACCGGCCCCCCUUACUGCAGCGUCUAUAUCACAGAUCAGAACAGCAGCGCCAGGACCAAGUCCAGGAGAUGUGGAAGCUGUGCGACAAGAUUGUUGCCGACAGGAAGAAACACCCACAACCCGACAACCACGACUUGCUUAACACCAUGCUCAACACUGUCGACCGCGGGACCGGCGAGGGUCUCUCGGACGAAAAUAUCCGCUUCCAGCUGGCAACCUUUCUGGUAGCAGGACACGAAACCACAUCGGCAACCCUCUCCUUCACGUACCUCAACAUGCUCCAGAACCCCGCAACCCUCCUCAAAGCCCAGCGACAAGUCGACGAAGUCGUCGGCGAUGAUGUCUUGACCGUCGAGCACCUCUCGAAGCUCGACUACAUCGAUGCCUGCAUCAAAGAGACCCUCCGCCUCAGCUCCCCCAUUGGGGCCUUCACCGUCGGCUCAGACGAAGACCAAGUACUAGCUGGCAAAUACUUCGUCCCCAAGAACACCGAGAUAACAAUCCUGAACAAACUCCUCCACCGCGACCCAGCCGUCUGGGAUGACCCCGACUCCUUCAAACCAGAGCGCUGGCUCAACGGCGGUCUCCAAAAGCUCCCUCCCAACUCAUUCAAGCCUUUCGGAAGCGGGAUGCGUGCCUGUAUCGGCCGGGGGUUCGCAGAGCAGGAGAUGAUUAUAAAUUUCGCGAUGGUGCUGCAAAGGUUCCAGCUGGAGCUGGCGGAUCCGAGUUAUGAGUUGCAACUCAAGUCGACAUUGACGAUUAAGCCUUGGCAGUUUAGGAUGAAGGUGCGGCGGAGGCAGGGCAAGUCGCCUCAUGUGGGGAUACCUGGUGGGCUGCAGAAGGCUACAGAGAAGGAGCAUCGGACGCAUCAAGCUGCGCAUCGGCCGGCUAAGGAUGAUGGGGGGGAAGAGGCCUUUGGCGGAACGUGUGAAGCUCUUGCUCAGAGUCUACAGACUGCAUGCAGUGAUCACGGGUUUGAAGCUACCAUUGCUGGACUGGAUGCUGCGACAGAGCAUGCUCCGACUGACCAGCCCGUCAUCGUCAUUACAUCUUCGUCCGAAGGCCAGCCACCUGACAACGCGAGGAAAUUCGUCCACUGGCUAGGAGAGCUUGAUCCUCAGAAGCAGGCUCUCAAGCAUGUCAAAUACGCUGUCUUCGGCGUAGGGAACUCAGACUGGGCGAGCACCUACCACAAAAUCCCCCGUCUCGUCGAUGAUCUCGCCGCCAAGAACGGCGCACAACAGAUCAUCUCAGCUGGCUUCUCGAACGUCAAAGAGGACCCAAUCGGACCCUGGGAAGACUGGUCCGACAAGCUACUCGAGGUCCUCAGCGGCGACAAAAGUGUCACGAAGGAGAAAACCACCCUCCAAGCCAACAUCGAGCCCGACCCGCUCAGCCGCACACUGGGAGGCAUGGAGAUGAACUACGGCACUAUCAUAACCAACAGAGAGCUUGCAGGGACUGAAGUAGGCCCUGCUAAACGUCACCUCGAGAUCCAACUCCCGCACGACGCCGAUUACCAGGCCGGCGACUACCUCGUCGUCCAACCCCACAACCCUCCCGAAAGCAUCCACAGAGUCCUCGCCCACUUCGACCUAAACGACACCGACCUAGUAACUUUCACCAACUCCCCCAAGAAAUACCUCCCCUCAACUCCAACCCCCGUGGGAACCUUCCUAGCCGAAGCCGUCGAGCUCGCCACGCCGAUUACGAAACGCCAACUUGAAAGCCUGGCGCCCUACGCCACCACUUCUGAGCAAAAAUCUGCCCUGCAGAACUACAUCACCACCUACAACACCACAACCCUCACAAACCGCUACAGCCCCCUCGACAUCCUCACCACCCUAUCCCUCACCACCGUCCCCUUCCCCCACUACAUCGACCUCCUCCCCCCGCUCUCUCCCCGCCAAUACUCCAUCUCCUCCUCCCCCCUCGUCCAACCCGAAUCCGUCUCAUUGACCAUCGACGUCCACUCCUCCCCGGCGUUAAGCGGCACCGGUCUAUUCCAGGGCGUAGCCUCCACCUACCUUGCCACGCGCAGAAUAGGAGACCGAAUCUCCUGCUUCAUCCGCCCGACGAACGUCGGCUUUCGAAUUCCAUCCGUGGACGUCCCUCUCAUCAUGAUCUGCGCCGGCACCGGAAUAGCCCCCAUGCGCGCCUUCCUCCAGGAACGCUCCGCCAUCGCCGCCGCUGGUAUUAAAACCCUCGCCCCGGCGCUCCUCUACUUCGGCUGUCGCCACCGCGACCACGAUAACCUCUACACCUCCGACCUAUCCACCUACGAAACCGCCGGAAUCGUCAAGAUACGCACAGCCUUCAGCAAAGUCGGCCCAAACGCACCGUCGUACGUCCCCGACUUGGUUUGGGAGGAUCGGGAAGAAAUUGCGGAUUUGUUCACAGCUGGUGGGAAGAUUUUCCUUUGCGGGAGUGCAGCUAGACUGGGGAGGAGUACGGACGAUGUGUGUAAGAAGAUUUGGGUCGAGAGGACGGGGAAGACAUCAGAGGAGGCGGAGGAGUGGUUAAGGGGGGUGAGGAUGGAGAGGUAUGUUAGUGAUGUGUAUUGA
Molecule: messenger RNA, 3153 nt
Organism: Fulvia fulva
Lineage: Eukaryota; Fungi; Ascomycota; Dothideomycetes; Mycosphaerellales; Mycosphaerellaceae
Product: Bifunctional cytochrome P450/NADPH--P450 reductase
Exons: 4
Coding region: 1-3153 (1050 amino acids)
Cellular component (GO): cytosol
Molecular function (GO): heme binding; iron ion binding; FMN binding
Source: RefSeq, a predicted model, not a curated record